AUGCUGCGUUUUGGAGUCCAAAUGAGCCGGCAAGUGGCCCUUAACAUGCAGACGGUAUCCCGCAUCCCAUGCAGCCGGAAUACCCAGAAAUUGAUCACCAGAAAGAUGACACAACAGCGAUCGCCGGUGGACUGGAACACAAGUAUUCCCACUAAGGCGGCGAAGGACAAGGAAAAGAUUGCCCCAUUGGGAUGGUUCCUGCUGCUAAUACCCGCCACUACAUUUGGCUUGGGCUGCUGGCAAGUGAAGCGCAAGAUUUGGAAGGAGCAGUUGAUCAAGGAUCUUAACAAGCAGCUUAGCACGGCUCCCGUGGAUUUGCCAGAGGAUCUCAGUGAUCUAACCCAAAUGGAGUACCGCCUGGUCAAAAUCCGUGGACGUUUCCUUCACGAAAAGGAGAUGAGAAUGGGUCCAAGGUCACUCAUACGCCCGGAUGGUGUGGAGACCCAAGGAGGACUCUUCUCGCAGAGGGAUUCGGGCAAUGGCUAUCUGAUAGUGACCCCUUUUCAGCUGGCAGACAGAGACGACAUUGUGCUCGUCAAUCGGGGAUGGGUGUCCCGCAAGCAAGUGGAUCCAGAAACGCGUCCUUUGGGUCAACUGCCUGCGGAGGUGGAGCUCACCGCCGUGGUGAGGAAAGGAGAAGCCCGUCCUCAGUUUACACCUGAUCACAAGGGCAGUAUCUACCUUUAUCGCGAUCUGGCACGCAUGUGUGCCUCCACAGGAGCUGCUCCUGUAUUCCUAGAUGCCGUCUACGAUGCACAGGCGGCCAAAAAUGGUCCCAUUGGUGGCCAGACCCGCGUCACCCUGCGCAACGAUCAUCUCUCGUACCUGGUCACCUGGUUCAGCCUAUCGGCGGCCACCUCCUUCCUCUGGUACAGGCAAAUAGUCAAGAGGAUACCCUUCUAAGAGGUCAUUCAAUCAAACGCUCUGUUGUUAUUUAUAUAAAAUUUACAUGCUCUCGUGUAAA
Molecule: messenger RNA, 964 nt
Organism: Drosophila subpulchrella
Lineage: Eukaryota; Metazoa; Arthropoda; Insecta; Diptera; Drosophilidae
Gene: Surf1
Product: SURF1-like protein
Exons: 4
Coding region: 1-903 (300 amino acids)
Biological process (GO): mitochondrial respiratory chain complex IV assembly
Cellular component (GO): membrane; mitochondrion
Source: RefSeq, a predicted model, not a curated record